GUGGCCAAUCGUGUGUCCCAGCCGGGCAGGCCGCGCUGCUAUUGGCCGGCGGGCGGCAGGGAGGCGCGGUGCGGGUGUCAUGGCGGCGCGGGCCGUGGCGGCGCGGAGGAGCUGGCCGCGCUUGGCUCUCGAGAAGCUGUGGGUGCGGCCGCGCCGCCUGCAGCAUGAAGGACAGCCUGAGGGACAGCCUGAGCGCUCGGACCAGCCCAUACAAAUGGAGAACCCCUACAAAGACCCUCCAAAGAGAUGUGUCUUAUGUGGAGUAAAUGUGGACUAUAAGAAUGUGCAGCUUCUUUCCCAGUUUGUUUCUCCAUAUACUGGCUCCAUUUAUGGCAGGCAUAUCACAGGCUUGUGCAACAAGAAGCAGAAGGAAAUUACAAAAGCCAUUAAAAGAGCUCAUGUAUUUGGAUUUAUGCCAGUUAUGUUUAAGAACCCACAAUUUCUCACAGACCCCAAGCUAUGUAACAUCAAGUAUCCAGAGUGAUAUGCUGUACAGAAAUAAACAAUAAAACUGUUUUUCAUGUUUA
Taeniopygia guttata (zebra finch) is the source of this 527-nucleotide messenger RNA. It is a transcript of the gene MRPS18C, whose product is annotated as mitochondrial ribosomal protein S18C. Lineage: Eukaryota; Metazoa; Chordata; Aves; Passeriformes; Estrildidae. The record is from RefSeq and is a predicted model, not a curated record. Gene Ontology annotation, molecular function: structural constituent of ribosome; small ribosomal subunit rRNA binding. Gene Ontology annotation, cellular component: mitochondrial small ribosomal subunit; ribosome. Gene Ontology annotation, biological process: mitochondrial translation.